AUGACGGACUCACUGCGCUCGUUCUUCACCAUCAUGGAGAGCCAACGGGGGAUUGUCGUACAAGGCACGCCGAAGCUAGAUCUUGAUCUCUACAUCCAGAACUACCGAGGUCGCACUCGAUUCGAUCGGCUGUUCCUUAUCGGCCGCACCUCCCAAACUUUAUGUGUCGACGCCUUGAAAGCUGCGGUAGCUGAAGCGAAGAGGGGAAGAGAUGUUCGGCGGUACCAAGCGGCGGUAGAAAGCCUCCAUAUGGCUGCCCCAUCCGAACCAGAGGCAGUCUUUGAUCAACAGUGGAUCGAUCACACCGAGAUGUCCAACAGAGCGGACACACACCGCCUGGAGGCAGAGUUGAAAGGUUAUAAGAACAACCUUAUCAAAGAGAGUAUCCGAAUGGGUAACGAGGACCUCGGCAAGCACUACGAGAGUAUCGGGGACCUAAAUAAAGCUAUGGAUGCAUACACGCGGAUGAGACCGGAUAUCAGCACACCGAAGCACAUCGUUGACGUUGGGAAACACCUCGUGAGGGUAUCACUACAACGCCGGGAGUGGGCCAUGGCCGCUAUCAACGUGAAUAAAAUGGCGGGAAACCUGAGCGCAGACGAUGAGAAGGCCCUUCAGCCAUACCUGAAGGUCCUCCAUGGAAUCGCACUUCUAGGUCAGGGAAAAUACCAUGAAGCGGCCCUGAGCUUCUUGCAGACAGAUCCCGCAAUUCCCAACACUUCAUACGACGAGGUGGCAAGCCCGAACGACGUGGCGAUAUAUGGCGCUCUGCUGGCACUCGCCUCCAUGGACAGAAAAGAUCUCCAGCUCAAGGUCCUCGAUAACGCAAAGUUCCGGGCCUUCCUCGAAUUAGAGCCUCAUAUUCGGAGGGCAGUCACCCAGUUUGUCAACGGGAGGUACUCAGCCUGCCUUGCCAUCCUGGAAUCAUACCGUGCCGACUACCUCCUCGACGUCUACCUGCAAUCCCACGUCGAAAAGAUUUACGAGGAAAUUCGAAGCAAGUGCAUCGUGCAAUAUCUCAUCCCCUUCUCCUGCGUUACGCUGGAGAGCAUGAACGAGGCCUUCGCCGCUCCGGGGCAGUCCAUAGAGAUGGAAUUGGUUGAUAUGAUCCGAUCCGGGACGUUGCAGGCGCGAUACAAUGCUAUCGACAAGCUCGUAACCACGGUAUCGGCUGACGCCAGGCUGGCGCUGCAACUCAAAGCCCUGGCUACGGCCAAGAGUUACCAAAGGGAGGCUGUCGAGAGCAUUCGGCGGAUGAGUCUCGUAGCAGCCGAUCUCGAGGUCAAGGGACAACGGAAGUUUCCUGGCGGCCAGAUCAACCUAGGACAGGCCAAUGACGGACAACUGGUCGGUGCAUCCAUACCUUAG
Molecule: messenger RNA, 1368 nt
Organism: Phialemonium atrogriseum
Lineage: Eukaryota; Fungi; Ascomycota; Sordariomycetes; Cephalothecales; Cephalothecaceae
Product: 26S proteasome subunit RPN7-domain-containing protein
Exons: 5
Coding region: 1-1368 (455 amino acids)
Cellular component (GO): COP9 signalosome
Source: RefSeq, a predicted model, not a curated record